This is a messenger RNA of Poecilia latipinna (sailfin molly), 7454 nucleotides long. Its product is annotated as neurogenic locus notch homolog protein 2-like. Gene Ontology annotation, molecular function: calcium ion binding; signaling receptor activity; protein binding. Gene Ontology annotation, cellular component: cell surface; signaling receptor complex; plasma membrane. The coding region runs from base 112 to 7356 and encodes 2414 amino acids. Lineage: Eukaryota; Metazoa; Chordata; Actinopteri; Cyprinodontiformes; Poeciliidae. Gene Ontology annotation, biological process: regulation of developmental process; regulation of DNA-templated transcription; axon guidance. The transcript has 33 exons. The record is from RefSeq and is a predicted model, not a curated record.
UAUUUUCUCUGUGUAUACAGGUGUGCUCCCGGUUUUUUGGGAGAGUACUGUCAGCACAAGGACCCUUGUCAACCAGGAUACUGCCUGAAUGGGGGGAACUGUUCUGUGUCCAUGUCAGCUGGGGUUCCUGUUCCCGGUAGCGCCAUCUGUACCUGUCCUCUCGGCUACGCUGGACAGCACUGCCAAACUCCCCAAAACUCCACGUGUUAUCCAAACAACCCAUGCGCCAACAAGGGGGUCUGUACCCUGCUGUCCCUUGCCCAGUACAAGUGCGAGUGCACCAGAGGAUGGACAGGUCCACACUGUGAGCAUGAGGACAGCUGUCUCUCCAGUCCGUGUGCCAACGGAGGAAGGUGCAGCUCUCUGCCUGGUGGCAGCUACACCUGUUCCUGUAUUCCUGGCUAUCAAGGCCCGCGCUGCCUUAACGACACAAAUGAAUGUGCAGACACACCCUCACCCUGCCAGAAUGACGGCAAGUGUGUCAACACCCCUGGCUCUUACAAGUGUGGCUGUAAGCCAGGCUUUACGGGCCUCCACUGUGAGAGUUCAUACAUCCCUUGCUCGCCUUCGCCAUGUCUGAACGGAGGCACCUGCCACCAGAUGUCUGAAACCACCUACUCAUGCCACUGCCUUCCAGGUUUUAAUGGAACUAACUGUGAGAACAACAUUGACGACUGUCCUGGCCAUCAUUGUGCCAAUGGAGGAACAUGCAUAGAUGGAGUCAAUACCUACAACUGUCAGUGUCCUCCAGAGUGGACUGGUCAGCAUUGCACAGAGGAUGUGGACGAGUGUCGGCUGCAGCCAAAUACUUGCCAGAAUGGCGGUACAUGUAGCAACUUGAUCGGCGGCUACGUCUGCGUGUGCGUCAACGGCUGGAGCGGCCCUGACUGCUCGGAGAACAUCGAUGACUGCGCGACAGCCGCAUGCAGCCUGGGCUCCACUUGUAUCGACCGUGUUGCGUCUUUUAUCUGUGUCUGUCCCCAAGGAAAGACAGGUUUGCUCUGCCAUAGAGACGACGCCUGCAUCAGCAACCCCUGCAGAGAGGGCUCACAUUGCGACACCAACCCCAUCACUGGGAUGUUUAACUGUAAUUGUCCACCGGGAUAUGUAGGCAACACCUGCAACAAAGACAGAGAUGAAUGCAGCAUUGGUCCCAACCCAUGCGAGCAUGGCGGUCAGUGUGUGAACACUGACGGCUCCUUCACUUGCAACUGUGUCAAAGGUUACUCUGGGCCUCGGUGUGAACAAGAUGUCAAUGAAUGUGCCUCCAACCCCUGCCUGAAUGAUGGCACAUGUCUGGAUCGCAUCGGGGAAUACACCUGCAUCUGCAUGCCUGGAUUUGAGGGGACUCACUGUGAGAUUGACGUGAAUGAGUGUUUGAGCUCUCCCUGUCUGAACCAGGGUAAAUGUGUGGACCAGGUCAGCCGUUUUGUUUGCCAGUGCCCAGCAGGUUUCAGCGGAGAUAUGUGCCAAAUAGACAUCGAUGAGUGCUCCAGUACGCCUUGUUUGAAUGGAGCCAAGUGUAUCGAUCGACCCAACGGAUAUGAUUGUGAAUGUGCAGAAGGCUUCGCUGGUCUGCUUUGUGAGGAGAACAUCAAUGACUGCGAUCCACCACCUUGUCAUCACGGUGUGUGUAAGGAUGGCAUUGCCACCUACUCUUGUGAGUGCUACCCUGGCUACACAGGCUCCAUCUGCAACAUCCAGGUCCAGGAGUGCCUCAGCAACCCGUGCCAAAAUCGAGGGCGCUGCAUUGACUUGGUUGAUGCAUACCAGUGUAACUGUCCAUCAGGAACCUCGGGUGUGAACUGUGAGAUCAAUGAGAAUGACUGUGCCAGCAACCCUUGUAAGCACGGAGAGUGCCAAGAUGGCAUCAAUGAGUACAAAUGUGUGUGUUCCCCUGGAUACACAGGAGAUCAGUGUGACGUCAACAUCAACGAGUGUAACUCAAACCCAUGCAUGAGUGGGGGAACCUGUGUGGACAUAGUGAAUGGGUUCCAGUGCCUGUGCCCCCCCGGGACCUACGGCCCGCUGUGCCUUUCAGGAACUGAUCACUGUGCUUCCCAGCCUUGUAUUCAAGGAGAUUGCAUUGAGCAGCAACACAGGUACCGAUGUGAGUGUAAGCCCGGUUGGGUCGGGCAACACUGUGAGCAGCAGAAGAACGAGUGUCUGCCGAAUCCAUGCUUAAAUGGGGCCAUCUGUCAGGAUCUGCUCAAUGGCUACACCUGUCAUUGUAAACCAGGAUUCAGAGGGGUCAACUGUGAGAAGAACGUAGAUGAGUGUGCAUCAGGGCCAUGUCUGAACCACGGCAUUUGUAAAGAUGGAAUCAACAGUUACACUUGUCAGUGUAAUGCUCCAUUCACAGGAAAACACUGUGAGGUGGAGCAGGUUCCCUGUGCCUCCCAUCCAUGUGAAAGGGGAGGGGUUUGCCUCCCGUCUCAAGAUUACACCUCUUACACCUGCCGAUGUCAACCUGGCUGGCAAGGAAAACGCUGCAAUGAAGACGUGAAUGAAUGCAUGAAGAACCCCUGCCUGAACGGUGGCCGCUGCAUUGACACCCCAGGAAGCUAUGUGUGUCAAUGUCAACGUGGAUACAGCGGACACAACUGUCAGAUAAACGUAGACGACUGCUCGCCAAACCCGUGCCUGAAUGGAGGCCAGUGUGUGGACAAAGUGGCGAGUUUCUCCUGUGAUUGCCGCGCGGGUUUUGAAGGGGAUCGCUGUGAGACUGAUGUGAAUGAGUGUGCCAGCGAGCCCUGCAGGAAUGGAGGCGUCUGCCACGACUACGUGAACAGCUUUGUGUGCAGGUGCCGACCGGGCUUCAAUGGCAUCCAGUGUCAACACAACAUUCUUGAAUGCACAGAGAGCUCCUGCCUCAAUAACGGAACUUGCAUUGAUGACAUUAACACCUUUUCCUGCCGGUGCCGGCAUGGUUUUUACGGAAUGUUCUGUGAGUUUGAGCACAACGAAUGUGAUUCUCAGCCCUGUAAAAACGGAGGCACUUGCACAGACGGCCUGGGGACUUACCGCUGCACCUGUCCUGUGGGAUACAGCGGACAGAACUGUCAGAACUAUGUAAACUUGUGCAACCAGGUGAAAUGUAAGAACGGUGGCACCUGCUCUCAGACAGCUACAUCCUGGACCUGCCGCUGUCAGAUGGGGUGGACAGGACUUUACUGCGAUGUCCCCAACAUGUCCUGUCAGGACUAUGCUGCCAGGAGUGGUUUGGUAGUGGAACGUGUAUGUAAGAAUGCGGGUCACUGUGUUAACGUGGGGAACUCCCAUCAGUGCAAGUGCCAGUCAGGAUACACUGGCAGCUACUGUGAGGAGAUGGUGGACGAGUGCCAGUCGAAUCCCUGUAGAAAUGGCGCUACAUGCAAGGAUUAUCAGGGCACAUACGAAUGUGUAUGUAAACCAGGCUUCCAAGGAGUGAACUGUGAGUAUGACGUUGACGAAUGUCACUCUAAGCCCUGCCUCAACGGAGGAAGAUGUAUCAACCUCAUCAACCGCUUUACAUGCAUCUGCCCACCUGGAACGCACGGAGUCCAGUGCGAGGUGAACGAGGAUGACUGCGCCCCCAGCCCAGGCUCCUCUGAGCCGCGCUGCAGAAACGGAGGACAGUGUGUCGACGGCGUGGGCCGCUACACCUGCUCCUGUCCUCCAGGGUUCGUUGGGGAACACUGCGAGGGCGACGUCAACGAAUGCCAGUCUGGACCCUGCAGUGCUGCUGGCAGCCUCGACUGCAUCGAGCUGGUCAAUGACUAUCAGUGUCUCUGUCGCCUCGGAUACACAGGUCGCCAUUGUGAAUCCAUGGUGGAUCUGUGUGUGUCGAAGCCGUGCCGUAACGGCGGCGUCUGCACCAUGAACAUGAGCUCAGUACAUGGCUACAUGUGCACUUGUCCCCCUGGCUUUUCUGGAUUCAGCUGUGGUGAAAUAGAGGAUUUCAACUGUGCAAGACUGAGCUGCCAAAACGGCGGCCGCUGCAUGAAGUCACCAGUAGGACAACUGUAUUGCCAGUGCCAGCCGGGCUUCAGCGGGUCACACUGUGAGAAGGAGCAGAUGUGCUCAGUGGCCUGCCAGAACGGAGGAACCUGUGUCAAAGACCCGUCCAACCCGUUUCAGCACAGCUGCCAGUGUCGCGACGGCUUCGUCGGACGAUUCUGUGAGAACAAAAUACGUGAGCUUAGGCCUCCGAGAUGCCCUUAUGCGCAGUGUGAGUUACGACUAGGAGAUAACGUGUGUGACGAGCAGUGCAACAACCAUGAAUGCCAGUGGGAUGGAGGCGACUGCUCGCUCAACUGGCCGCAGCCGUGGGCCAACUGCACAGCCACAGUCCCCUGCUGGGAUCUCUUUAAGAACGGACAGUGUGACAAGGAGUGUGACAACCCUGGCUGUCUCUUUGACAGCUUUGAAUGCAUGGAGGUCCACACAAGCCCAUGCAAGUAUGACAUGUACUGCAAAGACCAUUUUGGAAAUGGUAUCUGUGACCAGAGCUGCUACACAGAGGCCUGUGGAUGGGACGGACUGGACUGCUCUAACGACGUACCGGCUGAUUUGGCAGCCGGCACGCUGGUUAUUGUGGUCCUACUGCAGCCAGAGGAGCUGCUGGGAGAUCUGAGGGGUUUCCUGCGCUCCCUGGGAGCCCUGCUCCACACCAAUGUGCGGGUGAGGCUGGACGAGAACAAGGAGCCGAUGGUGUACCCUUACUAUGGAGAACAGAGACAGACUGACAAAAGCAGAAGCAAGCGGGAGCUGGCCAGAGAGGUUAUUGGCUCUUUGGUGCACCUGGACAUCGAUAACCGUGAAUGCUCCAAGAGCUCCACCUCCAACUGCUUCUCCAACACGUCUACGGCCGCCUCCUUUAUCGCAGCGGCUCACAUCAAGGCCGACCUGCCUUACCCACUGGUGUCUGUUAAGAGUGCUCCAACAGAGGAGUCCCCCUCUAUAUAUCCGUACCUGAUUGGAGUUGCCGCUUUUAUCGUUCUGCUGAUUCUGGUGCUGGGGAUGCUGGCAGCCAAGAAGAAACAUAAACAUGGAGUUCUGUGGCUCCCCGAUGGCUUCCUGGCCACCAAGAAUGACAAGAGGAGAGAGCCUGUUGGACAGGACGACUUUGACAUGAAGAAUUUCAAGACCCAUAAUGGAAGCAUGGUUGAUGGAGGUCAGAGUCAGAGAUGGCUCGAUGAUGAAACUCCAUCCAAAAAGCCAAGAACUGAAGACAAGCCUCUGCUUUCCAUCCCAAUGGAUGGAGGUAUCGACCGUAGAGAGUGGACCCUGCAGCAUCACAAAGCUGCAGACAUCACUCUCACUCCUCCCCAGGCUGACUUAGAUGCUGACUGUCUGGAUGUUAAUGUCAAAGGACCUGAUGGCUUCACCCCUCUGAUGGUGGCGUCCCUGCGUAACGGUGGAGGUCCGGACUGCAGCCUGCAUGGAGACGAGGAAGACGAGAGCGGAGGAGACGAACCGGGACCAAGUGUCAUUUCCGAUCUGAUCGCUCAGGGCGCAAAUCUGAUGGCUCAGACCGACCGCACAGGGGAAACCGCUCUCCACCUGGCCGCCCGCUACGCCCGGGCCGACGCCGCCAAGAGACUGCUGGACGCCGGAGCGGAUCCCAACGCUCAUGACAACAUGGGCAGAACCCCGCUUCACGCCGCCGUGGCAGCCGACGCGCAAGGAGUCUUUCAGAUUCUGAUCCGGAACCGCGCUACAGAACUGGACUCCAGGAUGAACGACGGUACGACGCCGCUGAUCCUGGCAGCACGGCUCGCUGUGGAGGGCAUGGUAGAAGAGCUGAUCCACUGCCACGCUGACAUCAAUGCUGUAGACGACCACGGUAAAUCUGCUUUGCACUGGGCGGCUGCAGUUAACAAUGUGGAGGCUACUCUUGUGCUUCUGAAGAAUGGAGCCAACCGCGACAUGCAGGACAAUAAGGAGGAGACCCCCUUGUUCCUCGCAGCACGAGAAGGCAGCUUUGAGGCGGCUCAAGUUCUUCUCGAUCACUACUCCAACCGCGACAUCACCGAUCACCUGGACCGGCUGCCCCGCGACACGGCUCAAGAGCGCAUGCACCAUGACAUAGUCCGCCUGCUGGACCAGUACAACCUGGUUCACAGCCCACACAACGGCGCCAACCACAUGGGUGGAGGUGGAAACUCUGUGAUGUGUGGGGCGAACGGUGGAGGCUUCAUCGGCAUGCGGCCCGGACCCCAAGGCAAGAAGAGCAGAAGCAGAGGAGCUGGAGCGAAGGCCGGGGGCGUCGGCGGGGGGCCAAAGGAGCAUAAAGACUUGAAAGUAAAGAGAAGGAAGAAACCUGCUGGAGGAGAGGGUCCGGGUCUGGCUGCGGCGGGUGGAGGAGGUGGAGGAGGUGCAGGUGGAGGCAGCACUAAUGGUGUAAAGGCAGCAGGAGGACUUCCUACAGAGAGCUCGGUCACCAUGUCGCCUGUCGACUCCCUGGAGUCGCCUCACUCCUACGCAGGCGACGUUUCCGCCGCAGGCUCCAACACCGCCAACUCCCCUCCCCUCCUGAGCAGUCCCACCUCCAGAGCAAUGCUGCCCCCGGUCAGCCACAUGCUGGGGCAGCAGCAGGGCUGGGGGGGAGUGGCCAAGCACGGCUACAACGGUCACAUGUUUGGUCUCCUCCCGCACGCCAUGAGAGGAGCGCACGCCGGCAUGAGCCACGGCCAGGGCGCCAUGAUGACCCCCAUGAACGUCGCCAUGAUCAGGGAGCAGUUGCCCUCCAUCGUCACCUUCCAGAUGGUUCCCACGGGAACGGGCCAGGCCAUGCUGAAGCAGCCCCAAUCGGGGCAGGUACAAGUCAGCCAGAGCCAGGGCCAGAACCAGAACCUGUGUCACACCCAGCCGGUCCCGGGACACGUCCACUGCAGCCAGGGGAUGAUCUACCCGGACCAGAUGAACGUGGUGCAGGGCCCCUCCCACACCCUGCAGCAUCCCCACAACAUCAGCCACUCCAACGGGAUGGAGGGCCAGUCUCGACCGCUGCCGCCCUACACGCCCAUGCAAAGCCCGGUGGAUAAAUACCCUACCCCUCCCUCUCAGCACAGCCAACUCCCCUCUGGGUCAGAGGGCACCACCCCGGGCCGCUCCACCCACCCGCAGAACGAGCACCCAUACCUCACCCCCUCCCCCGAAUCCCCGGACCCCUGGUCCUCCUCCUCUCCGCACUCUAACUCGGACUGGUCCGACGUCACCACCAGCCCCACCCCGCUGGGGAACUCCCACCACGCACUGCCAUCGUCACGCCACACACACAUUCCAGAGCAGGCGCAGAUGCAGCCGCCGUCGCAGCAGAUGCAGCCGCCCGCGCAGCAACCUCAGCUCGGAAACAUGCAGGUGUUCGCAUGAAGGCGUCAGAGGAGAGCAGAAACAGACUGACUCUUUGGUUCAACACAUAAACACACACACAGUCCCUUUCUCGUACACUCUCUGUCCUCUAAAAUCCU